Messenger RNA from Linum trigynum, 2354 nucleotides. The record is from the annotation of a GenBank genome assembly. NCBI's taxonomy places the organism in Eukaryota, Viridiplantae, Streptophyta, Magnoliopsida, Malpighiales, Linaceae.
AAACUAGAGUUGACAGAUGACAGAGAAAGUGCGCGUCCCCCUCCACUCAGCAAGAUUUGCCUUCUGGUUUUUCUGAUCGACUGAGAGGAAAAGGAGCUCGCAGAGCAAGCAGGAACUGAGAAAGAUGAGGAAAUUGAAGCAGUUCAUAGCAGGGGAUGAGGAUGGCGAUAGGGGAGAGAGCUUCUUGGAGGAAGAUUCAGAUGGGUCUUGUUCCCUCACUGCAACACAGAGAAUGUACGCAUUCGCGGCUUGCCUGGCUGCUGGUCUGGCUUUCAUGUUUCUGUCAUUGAUUGUCUUUGUGAAACCCAUCAAGUUCGCCUUGUUGUUCACUUUCGGCAACAUAUUUGCUGUUGGAAGCACAGCCUUUCUCAUUGGAACUGGGCAGCAACUGACCAUGAUGUUUGACUCCACCCGUGUAUAUGCAACUUCCAUAUACCUUGGAUUCGUCGUUGUAUCACUUAUCUGCGCUCUUUUGAUCCACAACAAGAUUUUGACACUGAUUGCUAUACUAUGUGAAAUAUGUGCCCUAAUUUGGUACAGUUUGAGCUACAUUCCUUUCGCUCGAACAAUGGUGUCCAACUUGAUGGUUCGUGUCUUCGACACAGAACUAUGACCAACCAACCCGCCCUUUCUCUCUCACCAGGAGCUCCAUUCGGCACACCUUCCCUAACAGCUCUCUUGGAAGCAAAGCCAUGGCAUGGCUUCCACCGGACUUUCUACUCGUAUGCCGUCAGUGCCAUCAUCAAACUAGCUUUUCGAGCUUGGUGCUCCCAGUUUUGUGAACCCGAUAAAGAAUGUGUCCUCCCUUCCUUCACCAUUUCAGGUGGUUUCUGACUUCACCCUGUGUUCCCCUCCUCAUUUGUAUUAACACAAUCCCAUUUGAGUUCCUGGGGAGAAGAAAUGCAUCACUCUCGGCUCCUUGGUUCUUGCUGUGUGCAAUGCUGUUCGUUUUUCCUUUAUUCCACCUCCUGUCCCCUACUUUGGCAUUGAUUAUCCUCGCCUCGGCCUUGAAGAAGCAAACGAAUGGGCCUCGAGUCUCAGAAUAGCAAAUUGGUCCUCGUGAUCCAAUCCGCACCUGCAGAGGAAUCUCUAUGAUGAUUUCUAAAACAGACUCCUCCAGACAAACUGGAUUAGCCUAUCUCAUUAGUGAUCAUACAGGGAAUAAAUGAGUUUCACAAAAUGAGUUUCUUGGACAGGCAACUGUGCACACUGUACAGUACUAAUAUAGCAGCAGAGCAGAGACGACUGACAGUCACAGUAGAAAUGGAACAGGUUUGCCUGGAUGGGCCAGAUCCCAGAUGGAAGAAGAAGAAGAAAGUUAUUUAUAUAUUUGGGGCUUAAUUGCAAGUUUGGUCACUCGAAUUGGUAUAAAAUUUCACGUUUGCCACUUAAAUUGAUUUAUUUCAUUUAUAGUCACUCAAAUUAGUUGAACAGUCCAAAUUCGGUCACUCUCCGUUAACCUUCAUUAGACUCCGUUAAUGACGACCGUUAAGUGAUGACGUGGCUAACAGAAAAUCACAGUCAGCAUAUUUUAACACUAAAAAAUGACGACCCGACCCGCCACGUCACAUUUACCCGCCAUGUCAGCUCUUCUUGCCCAACUCGCGAACCAACUCAAUUAAUUGACCCAAACCCAAAAACGAAACCCAAUUAGCCCAACCCGCGUACCGUCGUUCCGGUCUCCACUAAGAGGGAGAUCGUUCAGAAAUCCGGCCAACGCUUCGGUGAAGGACAUUGGCGAUCAAAUAGCAAAGGGAGAAGAAUUCGAGAGGAAGGCUGAGAAGAAGAUCAGCGGCUGGAGCGUAUUUGGGUCCAAGCAAAGAUGUCGCUGAGUUGUACGCUAAAUCUGCCAACCAUUUCAAAUUCGCCAAAUCAUGUAUGUCGCCGGCCACCUGCUACCCGUCCUUCCUCCUCUCUGUCAGAUUCCUUAUUUUCUUGCUAAAUCUCGUGGUUGUUAUUAAGUGCAGGGGAUAGAGCGGGUUCUAUUUUUGUUAAGCUCUCUAAUUGCCAUCUCAAGGUAGAAUUACUGAACCCAUCGGAAUCAACGGCUUUCUCUUAGAUCUUUGGUUAGGGUUAAUCAACCCCGCACCACAAUGGGUUCUGUGACUUCUAAUUGGGUUGGGGUCAAUUAAUUGGGAUGGUUCGCGGUUUGGGCAUGACAUGGCGGGUAAAUGUGACGUGGCGGGUCGGGUCAUCAUUUUUUAGUGUUAAAAUAUGCUGACUGUGAUUUUCUGUUAGCCAUGUCAUCACUUAACAGUCGUCAUUAACGGAGUCUAACAGAGGUUAACGGAGAGUGACCAAACUUGGACUGUUCAACUAAUUCGAGUGACUAUAAAUGAAAUAAAUCAAUUUGA